Molecule: messenger RNA, 787 nt
Organism: Helianthus annuus (common sunflower)
Lineage: Eukaryota; Viridiplantae; Streptophyta; Magnoliopsida; Asterales; Asteraceae
Product: transcription repressor OFP8-like
Exons: 1
Coding region: 47-724 (225 amino acids)
Biological process (GO): negative regulation of DNA-templated transcription
Source: RefSeq, a predicted model, not a curated record
UUCAAAUCACACAUCCAGUUUCUCCAUCUUUACAAACUCCUCAAAAAUGAAAAAACGCUUCAAAUCACAAAUCUCUAAACUCUUGCAAUCCACCUUCAAUUCCUGCCGGCCAAACACCAUCUCCGACGUCUCCAACCACCGGAACAACCGUCGUCUCAUCGACCUUUUCUCUCCUAUACCUCAACCACAACCAUCAUCCACUUCAAAUCGACCGAAAAAACAAAAACACCAUCUUUCCAGCCUCGGAAACACCCCUUUUCCGGCGAAUUACGUUCGCCGGAGCUCACACUCUGUUUCCCCUGUUCCCGAAAACCCAUCGAAAAUCGACCGAAAAAAGAAAACCCAUCACCGGAGAAGAAGAAACAGUGCAAGUUUCUCAUCAAUUACAGAUAAUCAUUACUACAAUUGGUGGAGUAGCGAUGAAGAUGAUCAAAAGUCAAAGACUACUCUGUUUUCGCGGCGAUCGAAUUCUUUAGAUUUCGACGAAUCGAUUCGUGAAAAUGUGGUUGUGGUUGCGAAGGAUUCGGAUGAUCCGUAUGAAGAUUUUAAGGCUUCCAUGGUGGAUAUGAUUGUGGAGAAUGAGAUAUUUGGAGUUGAAGAACUUGAAAAGUUGGUUGAGUGUUUUGUUUCAUUGAAUUCUGAAGAACAUCAUAAGGUGAUUUUUGAUGUUUUUGCAGAGAUUUGGGAGAUUUUAAUUGCAGAUUCUGAUGAUAAGAAAGAAUGAAUGUAUGUAUGAAACAUCCUACUUGUUGUAAAUCUAGUAAAUUCAGUUUUUCUUUUUUUUUGA